Nematostella vectensis (starlet sea anemone) is the source of this 3641-nucleotide messenger RNA. Its product is annotated as nuclear pore complex protein Nup107. The record is from RefSeq and is a predicted model, not a curated record. The transcript is spliced from 39 exons. The coding region runs from base 25 to 3132 and encodes 1035 amino acids. Gene Ontology annotation, molecular function: structural constituent of nuclear pore. Gene Ontology annotation, biological process: protein import into nucleus; regulation of DNA-templated transcription; mRNA export from nucleus. Lineage: Eukaryota; Metazoa; Cnidaria; Anthozoa; Actiniaria; Edwardsiidae. Gene Ontology annotation, cellular component: nuclear pore outer ring; nuclear pore.
AGUCAGGACGAGCAGAAGAUCAAAAUGGCGGCAAGCAUGAGUGCCGACCGUCAACUUUACAGUUUGCCUCGGUUAGAACAACAAGAAAGCAUGGAUUCCGAUAAAAUUCCUGGCAACCGAGAUUCAAUAGAAAGCACGAGACAAAGCUCUGAAUUCUACCCUGGGAAUACCACAAUCAACCUUAUUUGGCAGUAUUCACAGAAAGCCAACGAAUUUAACCCUGAUGACAUGAACGUGGAAGUAGAUAAGCAACGACAGGCGAGGGAUAGGAAAAGGCUCCAACAAGUUCUUAAGAUGCCUGAAGAUAUGCCUGUUAGAGCAGAGAAUACCAGCAGAUCCUUGAGAAAAAGGGGCAGUAUUGAGCAAUCUCUCCAGCUAUUGGAUGAUGCCUUGUCACCAAGCCAUCCAGUUGCCUCUCCUUUGAUGAAGGUUGCUGGCACCCCAGCACAUUUGCUGCAGCGGCCAAGGAUGGCCCAGCUCAGACACAGUACUUACACCCCAAGUGGUAUGUCAUCUGUUGCUGAAACAGAUUUUGAACAGGAUAUAAGUAUAAGUAUGGAAGGUCUAAGACCUGAUCCAAACUUCUCCACUUCAUACGUUGCCUCAAGGUCAAUGCAAGAUAGUUUACGCAUGGCCUCAGGUUCAAUGCUUGAUAGCUCUCAACUAGAAUCAGUCUCACAUAUGAGGUCACAUCUAGAUAAUGUCACUGCAACUGGGGGUGAUCUUGAAGCAACUCAAUUGACCGACAUGACUAUGCUAACAGACAGAGAUCCUAUUGUAGCAGGCUGCUCAUUGCUCUUCCAAGAAUUUAAAGAAAGUUUAACAGAACACAUCCACUUAUCAGAAAUCUUUAAUCUGGUCUCUUCAUAUGAACAGGCCUGUCAAAAGCAGGUUGAUGACCUGAACAAACUUGUUAGAGAAGCAAAUGCUCACAAAAAGUCAUUUGCCAAGAAAGUUGAUAUCCUUGAUAGUGUCACUCAAGAGUGCUACACAUGGAAGCUAAUUGGAUGCUUGUUUAGUGACCGACUGCAAAAUACUGACAUCAAUGAAGAUACUGUGGAUAUGAGUGUGGUGAGAAAAAACUGGAGUGAGAAAAUGAUUGUGAACUCGUUAUAUGAGCGUGACUCAUCUGUGCGUCAGAGUCAGCUGGUCGUUGACUGGUUGGAGCAUAACGCAGAGCACUGGAUGGAAGUGGUUCUACAAAUGGAUAACAUGGAGUACUGCUCUGAGUCUGUCUGCUGGGAGAAUACUUUACAUGAGCUGCAACAUGGCAGAAGCAGGCCAGGAUCUCUUCGUCCAAUAGUGUCUGAAAUGGACCCAGACGCGCCUGUGAGACAGAGAAGACCGCUUGCUGAUUUGGACAUGGAGGAUGAGGCUAGGUUGUUGAGGUAUCUCUUUGUCUGCAUCAGAGCUGGCAAGUUUGAAGAGGCUCAACGCUUGUGCAUCGAGAGUGGCCAGUCUUGGAGGGCUGCCACGCUUGAAGGAUGGAAACUAUAUCACGACUCUAACAUGGAGGGAGUUGCUGACAAUGGAAAAUUACAAGAAAUUGAGGGCAAUCCAAACAGAGAUAUCUGGAAAGCGAUGACCUGGAAUAUGGCUUCUGAGGACAAGUUUUCAUUGUACGAGAAAGCUAUGUAUGCAGUUUACUGUGGGAACCUAACUCAGCUGUUGCCAGCGGGUAAUUCAUGGGAGGACUACCUUUGGGCAUACUACAAGGUCAUGGUGGAUGUACGAGUGGAGCAGGAACUGCGUUUGAACUCUAGAAAAGACAGACCUUUGGAGCCGUUGCCCUCCGCCUAUUGGGAUCAGGUACUAACUCCUGAGAAAGUGUUUGCUGAGCUCAAGGCGUGCCCGAAUGAGACUAUACGCCGGUCAGCUGAAUUACCACAUCAUGUAAUCCAAACCUGUAUCAUUCUGAACGACAUUGACGGUUUGCUAGAGAUCAUGAACAAGUGGCUCAACGGAGACGAGAAACCAUCAAACCACAUGCUACGUUUCAUGGCGCAUUUUGUGCUUUUCUUGAGAUCCGCCGGUCUUCAAACCAAUGACGAGAUAUGCUAUUCCAUUCUGAAGGCAUAUGUACAGUGUCUGAUUGAUGAUCACCAAGUUCCACUGGUCGCUACUUAUACAGCCACGCUCCCACAAGAUCUGCAAGUACAGACCUACGCUUACUUCCUUGAAGAAAUUGUUGAUCGUAAGGAGCGACAGAAAUGUUUGGAAUACGCCGAAGCCGCACAUCUGGAUAUUCCGAUGAUUACUAAGACAGUAGUGGAGAACAUUCGCGGCAAGGAUUUCCAGAUAGACAGUAAGCUUUCCCCUGCCUUGGAAGCUGCCACAUCAGACGAGGAUAGAAAGAAGAUCGAGGCCAUUGAGUGGUUGGUGUUUGACCCGUCCCAACGCGCGGAAGCCCUCAAGCAGAGCAAUGCUGUUAUGAGGUGUUUCAUAGCAUAUCGUAAGCAUGCGGCAGCUCGUGAUGUGUUCGAGAAAAUCCCUCCCGAUUCCAUCGACAUCAUCUACAGACAGUGGCAAUUGAAGGCCGACAUGUCUGCCUUGCCGCCUGAGGGGGAGAACGCUAUUCGGGAAUACCUCUGUAUCAGAGCAUACCUGUCGGCACAUGAUGCGUUUAACGACUGGUUUGAGCAUUUCCAUGCAGCACCGGCUCCACCAUCUAGUAAAACUCAUGGAAACUUCACCGAGAAAGUCGCCCACGAGCAUCGCCAGCAAAACUAUCAGGCGGAGCUGACGAGAUGGCAGAACACGUUGGACAUUCACACUAAGGCCACCCUAGAGCGCAUCUACAACGUGCUGCUUUUCCCUGACGGCGGUUGGAUGGUAGAUCAGUCUGUGGAGAGUGAACCCGACACCAGUCGUCUUCAGCAGAUGAAACUCUUGCGUGAGUUGUGUCUUCCCGCACUCUGCUUCAUUUUGCACAAGGUCUACCAAUCCACAGGGCAGUACCGGGAGUGUGUGGAGCUUGCAAACAUAGUCGCGUCCGAGCAGUAUGGACUUUACAAAGUCUUCAGCAAGGACGAGCUACAAAAAAUACUGUCAGCCAUCCGCGAGUACUCUCUUGCGAUUCUCAAGAACAGCAUGGAUCCCCUGGGGUACGACUCUAGCUCAGUUAAGCCUUAAAUAGAAAAAGCGUGCGCUCACAUUGUGUAUGGCUACAUGUGACUUUUAAAGUGAUUCUGCGCGGACAAGACUUGAGACAUUCUGGUCUGAAACAUCAAGUAUGAUAUCUGUUAGCUGUCCCUACAAAGGGUUUGGGUUACCACUAGGCCCAGAGGUGCGAGUCAGUUAUAUAAACUAUGUGGACGCCCUAUGACUACUCUUUUCUACUACGACUUGAUUCGCUGUUUGAUACUAAAGAACGCGGCCAACGUUUGUAACGCAUGCAGAUCAUUCUUGUAAAUACUCAUGACAUGGCCGUGACUCGAAGUUCAUUAAGCACAUGUAGGUCAAUACUAGUAGACUUAGUGCUUAGGGAUUCGGUUGGUGAAUGCGAAAGUGCUAUGUACAUGUUUGAUUAGUGCGUUACCUACAAAGUUAGAGAACUUGAAGAGCGGGUUUGGCUUGUACUGUUUCUUACUAUAAAGUAGAAUCUAUGAACUAAUUUUAUAAACUGAUCAUAAUUUGUCUAA